Molecule: messenger RNA, 1094 nt
Organism: Nelumbo nucifera (sacred lotus)
Lineage: Eukaryota; Viridiplantae; Streptophyta; Magnoliopsida; Proteales; Nelumbonaceae
Product: ubiquinol oxidase, mitochondrial-like
Biological process (GO): alternative respiration
Cellular component (GO): mitochondrion
Molecular function (GO): alternative oxidase activity
Source: RefSeq, a predicted model, not a curated record
AUGACAAAUUACCUGGUUAGAUCUCUGGUCCUAAGUCUCCUACAUGGGAAGAACUGCAAUCGUCUCGUUUCUCCGCUUACCACUGUAAGACCUGCAGAAACUUUUUGUGUCAAGCAUCAGAACUACCUCUUCUUGGGCAUCUCGCAACUGAGACGGACGUUGAGCACUUCGUCUUCGUCGGCGGAGACUGGGCUGGCCGAGAAGGAUCCAAAGGAGAAUUCGGAUGCGGAUGGUGCAGAACGACAGAUGGGAGUGUCACAGGAGAACGGUGUCGUGGUUUCUAGCUAUUGGGGAAUUUCUCGGCCGAAGAUUACAAGGGAGGACGGAACGGUUUGGCCUUGGAAUUGCUUCAGGCCUUGGGAAUCUUAUUCAGCUGAUUUGUCAAUAGAUCUGAGCAAACACCAUGUACCUAAGACCUUUCUGGACAAAGUUGCAUAUAGAACGGUGAAAUUUCUUAGGAUUCCCACGGAUAUGUUCUUUCAGAGGCGGUAUGGGUGUCAUGCAAUGAUGCUGGAAACUGUGGCAGCUGUUCCUGGCAUGGUAGGAGGAAUGCUMYUGCAUCUUAAGUCUCUUCGUAAGUUUCAGCAAACUGGUGGUUGGAUUAAGGCGUUACUUGAAGAAGCAGAGAAUGAGAGGAUGCAUUUGAUGACCAUGGUGGAGCUUGUGAAACCUAAAUGGUAUGAAAGACUAUUGGUUCUUACUGUUCAGGGAGUCUUCUUCAACUCUUUCUUCAUUCUCUAUGUGCUUUCCCCAAAGUUGGCACACAGAUUUGUUGGGUAUUUGGAGGAGGAGGCAGUACAUUCAUACACUGAAUACUUGGAAGCUAUCGAGAGUGGUGAAGUUGAAAAUGUUACAGCUCCUCCUAUUGCCAUUGAUUAUUGGAGGCUACCAAAGGAUGCCACUCUGAAGGAUGUUGUGACUGUUAUUCGUGCAGAUGAAGCCCAUCAUCGAGAUGUCAACCACUUUGCUUCAGACAUUCAUUUCCUAGGCAAGGAAUUGAGGGAGGCUCCAGCUCCUAUCGAUUACCAUUAGUAUAUCAUUCCCUUUCUGGUUUAUGUGUAGGGGUGUAUAUUUGUAUCAGUGAAUCUGUAUCU